This is a messenger RNA of Ascochyta rabiei, 543 nucleotides long. RefSeq names its product Acetyltransferase (GNAT) domain. Gene Ontology annotation, molecular function: N-acetyltransferase activity. Bases 1 to 543 code for a protein of 180 amino acids. The record is from RefSeq and is a predicted model, not a curated record. The transcript has 2 exons. Gene Ontology annotation, biological process: protein acetylation. NCBI's taxonomy places the organism in Eukaryota, Fungi, Ascomycota, Dothideomycetes, Pleosporales, Didymellaceae.
AUGUCUUCCACAAACCCCACCGUCCGUCACGCAACGCGCAAAGACGUCCCCACAAUCCUGGGCCUCAUCCAAGAGCUCGCCGACUACGAAAAGGCCUCGUCGUCGGUCGAAGCCACGGUCGAAUCCCUCACGCGCACCCUCUCCCAUGCCGACCCCUCGGACCCCGACAACCCGGACAAAUUCUCAAAGGGCUAUGCGAAAACGCUGCUCCUCACCGACCCAGACGGCACCAUCGUCGGCAUGGCCCUCUACUUCUACAACUACAGCACCUGGACCGGCGUCCCUGGCAUCUACCUCGAAGACCUCUUCAUCAAGGACGCCUACCGCAACAAGGGCUAUGGAACCCUCCUGCUUAGCCAGCUGGCCAAGGAGACGCUCAAGGUGGACGGCAAGCGACUCGAGUGGAGCUGUCUCGACUGGAACGAGCCCAGUCUGAGUUUCUACCAGAGCGAGAAAAUAGGUGCCGCGAAGAAGGACGAGUGGGUUGGAUUGAGGGUGGAGGGGGACAAGCUAGAUGCGUUAGCUGGCUCGUCGGCGUCGUAG